AUGGCGCCGAGUGCCAAACGCAUCAAGCUUGAUGAGGAUGCGAAGCUGCCGGACCUCCCGUAUCCCUUCGGACCCGGACCCGCGGUGCGCGUGGACGUCCCUGAGGAUGUCGUCAUCCCCCCGGUGACGGGUCGGGGUCGGGAGCUGCUGCGUCGGGCAACCUCGCAGUGGCAGUGGGACGCGUUCGAGUACGCCCUUCACGUGCAGACGUAUCCGCUGGCGACGCUGAUGAAGCACAUGCUGACGCACUCCGGCCUGAUGGACGAGUUCAAGCUGCGUUCGGUGCACGCGGAGAGGCGGCUCGAUCGCUUCCUGGUGGCCGUGGACAUGCACUAUCACAGACCGAUACGCAACCCCGCCGAAGAUCGGGGCGAGGAAGGAGGCGACGGGUUGCGGGUUGGAUAUCACAACGUCAUCCACGCCUGCGACGUCCUGCAGUCCACGUACGCGUACAUCCACCUGAGCGAUUUGAUCGUGGACCAGCCGUGCCCCAGGUUCCGGUACGAGAUGCUCUGGGCGGCGAUGGUUCACGACUUUGGGCACCCCGGCGUCGACAACGAUUUUUUGGUCAAGACUCGAUCCGCCGCCGCGGAGGCUUGCGAGGAGGCGCCUCUGGAGCACUACCACUCCCGCUUCGGCCAGGUGGUCAAGUGCGAGUUCGACGCGUUCGAUUACGCGACGGUCGUGGACGGGCGCGAGCCGGGCACGAGCCGGUACGUUCGCUGGGACGAGUUCGUGCCCGCGAUGGUGAUGGACACGGACAUGUCCAGGCACGGCGACAUCUUGCGGCGGGUGCUGCAGCCGGCCAAGGGAGCGUCGGGGUGGUCGCCCCCGAGCAGCGACGCGCGGUGGAAGGACCUCGUGAAUGAGGCGGUGAAGUGGAGCGCGUACUGCGAGGAGCGCAGGGUGGAGGACAGGAACCGGAGGACGGAGAAGGACCCGGUUCGGAUCGACGUCGGCGCGUCUGACGGGGUUGACGGCGUCAAAAACGGAGUCGCGGACGACCUCCUGGAGCGGGUCAGGCUGCUUGAGACGCUCGUGCUGAAAGCCGCCGACCUCGGCCACCUGGCGCGUCCCCUCGCGGUUCACAAACAGUGGGUGGAGGUUCUCUUCGAGGAGUUCUGGCGCCUCGGGGACAGGGAGCGCGAGGCGGGGCUGGACGUGAAACCCCUGCACGAUCGCGCGAGUUCGUCGCGUGUUAAGGUAGCCGAGAGCCAGGUUUGGUUCUUCAACGCGGUGGGUUUGCCGCUGUUCCAGGCGUUGGCGGAGGUGCUGCCCGCGGCGAGGUGCCAGCUGGAGGCUGUGCGGGAGAACUGCGCGUACUGGGAAGGGCGUGUGGAAGCGGAGAAGGCUGCGGAGAAGGUGAAGGAGGUGUCCACGACGAGUGGAGGGAGAAAUUAG
This is a messenger RNA of Micromonas commoda, 1401 nucleotides long. RefSeq lists its product with no specific name. Gene Ontology annotation, molecular function: 3',5'-cyclic-nucleotide phosphodiesterase activity. Bases 1 to 1401 code for a protein of 466 amino acids. The transcript has a single exon. The record is from RefSeq and is a predicted model, not a curated record. Gene Ontology annotation, biological process: signal transduction. NCBI's taxonomy places the organism in Eukaryota, Viridiplantae, Chlorophyta, Mamiellophyceae, Mamiellales, Mamiellaceae.